CACGCUGGUUCACGUGAAUAAUUAGCGCCCGUAUACAAUUGGGGUGGGUGGACAACUUUGAAAAAAAAAAUGGCCGAUUUAGGUUCCCUGUUUUUUACCAUUAAUCUUUAUAUUCGAGGCCAUGAGAACUGCACGUCCCACCACCUGGGGAACCCCAGCCUCCCCAGCCGAGAGGGUCUGCUGCCGGACAUGGCCGGAUCUUACAGAGUGCUGCUCACAGGUUUAGGAGAAGACCCAGACAGGCAGGGCCUGCUGAAGACUCCCGAGAGGGCCGCCAAAGCCAUGCUCUUCUUCACUAAGGGCUACGACCAGACCCUUGAAGAGGUCCUAAAUGGUGCGGUUUUUGACGAAGACACAGACGAGAUGGUGGUAGUAAAGGACAUUGAGAUGUUCUCUAUGUGUGAGCACCAUCUGGUACCGUUUUACGGCAAGGUCUCCAUUGGGUACCUGCCGCAACAAGGGAAGAUCCUUGGACUCAGCAAGUUGGCCAGGAUAGUUGAGAUGUACUCUCGCCGCCUGCAGGUCCAAGAGAGACUGACCAAACAGAUCGCCAUUGCCGUCACCCAGGCUGUAAGACCGGCGGGCGUUGCCGUGGUUGUCGAAGGAGUUCACAUGUGUAUGAUGAUGCGUGGAGUCCAGAAGAUAAACAGCAAGACUGUCACCUCCACCAUGCUUGGCGUCUUCCGUGACGACCCUAAGAUCCGGGAGGAGUUCCUCAAUAUCGUGCACUCCAAGUGAGACCGUCUACACCGUUCGUUCGAGCCUUAAAGUCUAAAGCCGCCAUUCACGGUACGAUAUAUCUGUACGAUCCGUCGCAACAGGUCAAUCGAAGCGACCGAUCGACAGUUUAUGUCAACAUCGUAAACGAUUUACUCGAUCGCAUACGAUAUCGCACAUCGCAACAAAAUCCCGUGCGAUCGAAAAGUGUGUGGCCCCUUGUCUACUGAUUUUAUUAUUCCGUCUCGUGCGAGUAACGGGGGCGGGCUAGCCUCUGAAAUAAUAUGGAUGAAAAAUGCUAAGUACUUUAAUCAGCUAAAUAAAGCUAUUUUCAGUACAGAUGGUCGUUUUUUACGCACUAGUUCGAGAAGUGGUUCAUUAUAUAACAGGUCGAAACUUCGGAGGCUCAUCUGUACUGAAAAACGUCGUACGACACACG
Leguminivora glycinivorella is the source of this 1156-nucleotide messenger RNA. Its product is annotated as GTP cyclohydrolase 1-like. The coding region runs from base 70 to 738 and encodes 222 amino acids. Gene Ontology annotation, biological process: tetrahydrofolate biosynthetic process; tetrahydrobiopterin biosynthetic process. Gene Ontology annotation, molecular function: GTP cyclohydrolase I activity; GTP binding; zinc ion binding. NCBI's taxonomy places the organism in Eukaryota, Metazoa, Arthropoda, Insecta, Lepidoptera, Tortricidae. The record is from RefSeq and is a predicted model, not a curated record. The transcript has 5 exons. Gene Ontology annotation, cellular component: cytoplasm.